AUGACCGCUCUGACCAGCAACGAUACAGCGCACAAAAUCCAGCAGGGUAUUUCAUACAAGCAGGAAGGAAAUGCUGCUUUUUUACAGCGCGACUAUGUGGGAGCACUUCGAUCCUAUCACUAUGCCACACUCUAUUUAGCAGGACUUGAUGAGCAAGUGCUUCAACAAUUCGGUGGCUCAUCUCGCGGUUACGACGUGCGCGAGGAUCAAAAGCAACUCAGCCAAGUCCGUUCCAACAUGGCAGCCUGUUACCUUGCGCAAGAGCGAUUCGCUCGUGCUGUCCAUGCGUGCGAUCAAGCAUUGGUAUCUGAUCCGUCCAAUGCAAAAGCCAUUUUCCGAAAAGCACAAGCUUUACGCAGGCAAGGUGCCAUAUAUCAGGCAAAAGACUGGCUUGAAUCAGAUGCAGUGUGCGAGUAUGUCAAAGGACCAGACUUUGAUGCUGAAAAGUCGCGCAUUGCUGUGAGUAUUUCAGAGCGCGAACGCAAAAGUCAUGCCAAAUGGCGAGGAUUCCUUUCCUAG
Malassezia globosa CBS 7966 is the source of this 519-nucleotide messenger RNA. RefSeq lists its product as uncharacterized. The coding region runs from base 1 to 519 and encodes 172 amino acids. The transcript has 4 exons. Gene Ontology annotation, molecular function: protein binding. NCBI's taxonomy places the organism in Eukaryota, Fungi, Basidiomycota, Malasseziomycetes, Malasseziales, Malasseziaceae. The record is from RefSeq and is a predicted model, not a curated record.